Molecule: messenger RNA, 1299 nt
Organism: Arctia plantaginis
Lineage: Eukaryota; Metazoa; Arthropoda; Insecta; Lepidoptera; Erebidae
Source: the annotation of a GenBank genome assembly
AUGGACCACCUGUUCCGGCAGCGGCGGAUUAGCGUGCCCAAGAGAACGAGCGAGCUGGUUGCGCUGGUGGCGGUAUCUUGCACGUUGUUCCUGUUCCUUCACACACGGGACUUGAGCACGAAGCUGCGGCGUAUGCAGGGAAGGCUUAACGAUGACGUCACAGCAUUCAACCACCUCACAGACAGAAUACCAACUGAUCGGUCGGAGCAUGCGUAUGCAUCUGCGCAAGAGUACAAAGAAGCUCUCGAGGCGAUAAGAAAACACACUGGCGCUGAGCGCAGCAAACCUCAGCGAACAUUAGAAGCUGAGCCAGAAGACUCCCAGCAGAUAGAAGAAGAACAAGAUUACUUAGAUGAACUUCUGAUUCCGGAUCCAUGGGAGUUAAACAAUACUGCGCGUGCCGGUACCGAUGUACUCUUCUUCAACAGGGUGCCAAAGGUCGGCAGUCAGACAUUCAUGGAGUUGCUUAGAAGAUUAGCUAUCAGGAAUCAGUUCAGGUUCAACCGAGAUGCAGUCCAGCGGGUGGAGACGAUUCGCUUGGCGCCGGUCGAUCAACAAAUACUUGCUGGUCUUGUGUCUGCAUAUACACCACCUGCCUCCUACAUAAAACAUGUUUGUUAUACCAACUUCACCAGGUACGGGUAUCCAUCACCUAUAUAUGUCAAUGUGGUACGCGACCCUGUGGAGCGCGUGAUCUCAUGGUACUACUACGUGCGAGCGCCCUGGUACUACGUUGAGAGGAAAAGGGCUUUCCCCGAUCUACCGUUACCUGAUCCAGCUUGGUUGAAAAAGGACUUUGAGACUUGCGUGCUGAGCGGGGACCGAGAGUGUCGCUACAUUGAAGGAGAGACCCAUGAAGGUAUUGGCGACCAUCGUCGUCAAACCCUGUUCUUCUGCGGACACGAGCCUCAAUGCACGCCUUUCAAUAGUGUAGAGGCAUUGCAGCGCGCUAAGCGUGUGGUGGAGCAACAGUAUGCAGUUGUAGGAGUGCUCGAAGACCUCAACUCCACACUCCUCGCCUUUGAAAGAUACGUGCCACGGUUCUUCGACGGCGCACUACAACUGUACUGGGAGGAGCUGAACACCUUCAACCGUAUCAACCGCAAUGCAUUCAAGCCUCCGGUUUCUGAGGCGGUCAAGCAAAUUGUUCGGGCGAACUUUACUAGAGAAAUUGAGUUCUACGAGUUUUGUAAGCAAAGACUUCACAUGCAACUAAGGGCACUACGAGACCCCACAAUCACUCUUCCUACCACCAGAAGUGGGAGAAGAAGGAGAGCAAGAAGACACGGUAGAGUGUAA